Messenger RNA from Triticum urartu, 1663 nucleotides. The record is from RefSeq and is a predicted model, not a curated record. Lineage: Eukaryota; Viridiplantae; Streptophyta; Magnoliopsida; Poales; Poaceae.
UUCCUCGCUCGAUCCCCAAAUCAAAUCGCUGUCCUCCACCUAACCCUAGCCGCUCGAGCCGCCAUCCUCGAUCCCCAAAUCCCUUCUCCCUCCACCAAACCCUAAUCCAAAGCUAGCUAGCUAGGUAGCCGCCAUGGCCCCUCCGAUGGUUCUGCUCGACCGCGAGGUUGAGUUGUGCGAUGAGGAGGCGGGGAUCUACGAAGGGCCAGUCCGCUGCUCGUGGGGACUACCAGCAAGAAGCUCAGCCGAGGGCCCGGAAAAGUUGAUUCAUGCAGUCGCGGAGUACCUGCAGACAUUCAAGGCCCAGCCGCUCGUCGCCGAUCCGCCGGAACUCUCCUCCCUCAACAUACGGCCGCCGAAAUCCGCCCCGGUCCCGCCGACAGCCGGCCUGGAAUCGGGCUGCAUCUCCAGCGCAGACAAGCACCUGGUCGCCCUCUACGCCGGAGGCUACCGCCCUGGCUACAGCUUGCCGGGGGGCUAUCUCAUCUACGACGCCAGCAACGACUCCAUCUCCGCCAUCCCUUGCAUCCCCCCCGGCACCUGCAGGACUACAGCCAUGGGGUUCCAGUCGGCCGUCGUCAUGUGCGGCGCCACCGGGGAAGGCGGUUACCUUCUUGCUGAGCUCGUCUGGGUCUGUACACAAGACUCCCAAGCCGCGCUCUGGCUGUGGGAGUCGUCCGCCAAACAAUGGGACGUCAAGCUCAGGGACCUGCCCCUUCCACCCGGCACCACCGCCUUCAACUUCUCCGUCCACUCGUGCUUCUCUUUUGGGGGCUCUUUCCUCUGCUGGGUGGAUCUACACCGUGGCAUGUUGCUCUGUGAUCUGCGCAAGGACUGCAACUUCAGCUUCAUUGAGUUGCCCCAAGGACCUCCAGACUAUGAUGCCUCCGAUUAUCCAUACGGCCCCUGCGCUGAGGAGUUCCGUUCCGUGGCCUGUGUUCAUGGCUCCGUCAAGUUCCUCGCCUUCAAUACAUUUGUUGAACGCGAGCCCGGCGAAACAUUUGGACUGGCCGUCUGGACUCUGUCGCCUGACCACUCAGCGUGGAGCAGAAGCUACAAGUGCAGCUUUGGAGACAUCUGGGCUAACGCCAACUUCCAGUCUGCUGGUUUGGGACAGCUUUCUCCGUCGUUCCCUGUCCUGAGCAUCCAUCAAGACGGCGUCGUCUACCUAGUCGUAAAUGAUACCAGUGCGGUGGGUCGUCGACUAGUGUUCAACGCCCGGUACUUGCUUCGUGUCGACAUGGGGAAUAACAACGAUGUCCAGGUCUAUCAACAGAAGACGACGCGUAUUCGUUCCCAGCUCUUUGCAAGUGAGUUCAGUGCGCACCGACGACAGGAGCACCCGCCAGAGAGAGAUGGAAUCUAGCGAGUUUGGUGCAAGUGGAAAGAGGAUGAAGGCCUGAGAUCCUUGCAACAUAUCAUGUGGAAAUUUGGACCGCACCAUUAUCAGUUGUUUCUGCUUAGGAGGUCCACUGGAGACAUUUAAUGUCGUCAUUAUCAAGUAUUAGUAGUUAAACUGGAUGUUGGGUAGUAUGCAUUAUGUAUGAGUCAUGGCUCUAUGUCUAGUGAGUGGCUUCUUUUGGAUUGUAACUUGCAUCAGCGUCAUUUUCUUGCAUGAAUCCUACUGGUUUGAUUUAGAAACAAUGUUAGAUGUUUCGAACUA